Molecule: messenger RNA, 736 nt
Organism: Alnus glutinosa
Lineage: Eukaryota; Viridiplantae; Streptophyta; Magnoliopsida; Fagales; Betulaceae
Product: preprotein translocase subunit SECE1
Exons: 1
Coding region: 61-558 (165 amino acids)
Cellular component (GO): chloroplast thylakoid membrane
Source: RefSeq, a predicted model, not a curated record
CUCACCAUCCAAACCGACACGCCCACCGCUCACCAGACACCACUACCACACUGACACAAAAUGGCGCUACAGAUGACCGUACACUUCCCGGUGAGCUCACCCUUCCCUUCACCUGCGAAAGCCGGUCACCCACGAACGUUCGCACGAUUCAAACUGCCACCAGUCAGUCAUCCCAAACUCAGACCACUAAGAAACCGAUCCCUCACCAUCACCAACGCCGCCGACGAAACCGGAGAAAACCCCGAAACCGAAACCGUGAGCGCCCAGCAAAGCCCAACGGAAUCGGAGAGUCGAGUCGGCGAGUUGGGAUCGGAGAUCAGGGAGGCCAUGCGGCAGAGGAAGGAGGAGGAGGGGAGAGAUGGAGGGUUCUGGAGCGGAGUGGCGGAGGAGAUUCGCGAGAUCGAGUGGCCCCCUUUCGGCAAGGUCUUGGGCACCACCGGUGUGGUGCUCGGGGUCAUUGCAGGGUCGAGUGUGGUUUUGCUCACCGUGAAUGCCGUCUUGGCUGAGCUCUCCGACCGGGUUUUCGCCGGCAGAGGGGUCCAGGAUUUCUUCGGCUGAGACUGAGAGAGAGAGAGGGUAUAAAGAUAAUGUGGGGCUUGCGAUGGUUGCUCACUCGCGAGGCCCACAUUUUGUUUCGUGCAUGGAUGUGAGAAUGCGAGCUCUAUGCUCAGAUUUUGGACAUGACUUAUGUAAAUCUGGCAAUAUUUUUUUAUGCACAUUCCAGAUUUAGAAUUUA